AUGAACGACCAAUUCUUCCUCAGCGCGACCAUCUCCAGAUCACCCCAUCAAGCCCGAUCAGCCUUGCGCGAGGCCAUCCCCGCCCUCUCCUCUCGCGGUUUGUUGGCUGCAUCGAAAUGGGCGGCCGAACUACUUGUUGCUGUUCGGCGAUCGACUGGUUCAGACCAUGGACUGGACAAUCAACGUGUAGAUUUAGAAGACUCCCUCAUGGCAGAAGCACCUUCCUUGGAUCCGGGUCCAUCCAAGCAGGCCGGAUGGAGCCCUAAAGCCAAGGAAUCUUCCGAAUUCGCUGAAAGUCGCUUUGAAUCUCGCCUCGCGGAUGAGGAUACCUACUUGGUUGGGAAAGCCUACUUCGACGUCAAGGAAUAUGAUCGCGCCGCGAUCGCUUUGAAAUCCAUCAGACGUGGCCCUGGGCGGUUCCUGGGACUCUAUGCGCGUUUUCUGGCGAUCGAAAAACGAAUCAACGAUAUUUCAGGACCUCCGCUCGCAAGUCGAGAUCACCAGCGGAAAUUCACAACCCAGCAUCGCGAUUUACUUAGGGAUAUCCAGCCAUCUAUUGACCCAUUUGAUUUAUAUUUAAAGUCAAUUUUACUCUCCCGUGGUGGAUAUCGAUUGGAAGCUAUCGACGCCUUAGUUCAUUCGAUCAACUUACAUCAAUACAAUUGGAGCGCAUGGAAGCUACUUCAGAAGCUCAUCGAAGGCGCCGACGAGCUUGAAACAGUCAUUCCCAAGCUCCCCCGCGAUGGGUUUAUGAGUCGUUUUUUCUUCGUGCACGCUACUCUAGAGACUCAUACUGCGGGUAACGGCGAUUCACUAGCGAAAGUAGUUGAAGAGCUUAAAGAACUGUUCCCAAGCUCUUUGUUCCUCAAAAGCCAGCAAGCCUUGAUUGCAUAUCACGUUCGAGACUUCGACACAGCAGAGACGAUCUUCGACAGCAUCUAUGAAGCCGAUGCCUACCGCGUUGAAGACGUGGACACCUAUUCGAACAUUUUGUAUGUGAUGGACAAGCGAGCCAAGUUGACGGGUUUGGCUCAGCAUUACGCUGGUGGUGUCGAAAGUUCAGGAGGCGAUCGAAUGAGACCGGAAGUAUGCUGUUUGCUGGGUAAUUAUUGGAGUUUGAGCGGUGAACAUGAAAAGGCAAUCAUCGAAUUCAAGCGCGCUUUGCGCCUCGAUCCUGGCUACUUGAGCGCUUGGACAUUGAUGGGCCACGAAUAUGUAGAAAUGAAGAACACGUAUGCUGCUAUUGAAUCAUAUCGUCGUGCCAUUGAUGCGAACUCCAAAGACUAUCGUGCAUGGUACGGGCUUGGACAAACGUACGAGGUAUUGGAUAUGCUUAGUUACUCGCUCUAUUACUACCAGCAAGCGACUGCUCUUAAGCCAUAUGAUACACGCAUGUGGCUAGCGCUUGCACAAGUCUACGAGAAAUUGGGGCGAAGAAGAGAAGCUCGAAUGACGACAAAGCGUGCCUUAAUGAAUGCCCAGCCUCAUGCCGGCCUCGGUGGUCAAGAAGAUUUCGCGAUCCUCCUCAAGCUGGCCGAGUUAUAUGAUGCGGAUGGCAUCGUGGCUGAAGCAGCCAAAUACCAUAAAAGGUUCAUCGAUGAAAGUUUAGAGUUGGAAGGCGGACCAACAGUUGCACUUGCUAAAAGUUUGCUCUACCUGGCCAAGCACGAAAUUAGUAUUAACACUAAUGCGCCUAAUGGAGAUUUUUCGAACGCCAAGGAAUACUUGACGACUCUGGUUCGGAUGAAUGUGGAUGAAAAGGAAGAUGCCAAGGGCCUUUUACGAAGGUUGCAAGCUCUAGAUCUCAAAUCAACGCAAGCAUAG
This is a messenger RNA of Puccinia triticina, 1824 nucleotides long. RefSeq lists its product as uncharacterized. The transcript is spliced from 8 exons. Lineage: Eukaryota; Fungi; Basidiomycota; Pucciniomycetes; Pucciniales; Pucciniaceae. Gene Ontology annotation, molecular function: protein binding. The record is from RefSeq and is a predicted model, not a curated record. Gene Ontology annotation, cellular component: anaphase-promoting complex. Gene Ontology annotation, biological process: cell division. Bases 1 to 1824 code for a protein of 607 amino acids.